GGAAAAGACGAAAAGUCCAAAAGUGGGACGAAGGAAGCUGCAGUCGUACUUGUCUCAAUCAAGACGUUCAACGAUAGCAUUUUGCACUUUACGUAGCCCAUACAGUGUAAGCCAAUUUGCUGUAGACUUUAACGUAAUUAUUACAACGCUCAUCCACUAGGCACACAAGACUUCACGUUCACGAUCUAGCGCGGAUAAUGGCCAACGGGCGAGGAGGCAGGGGUGGUGGCAGGGGCUCAGGCAGGGGUUCUGGCAGGGGCCCUCAGGGCAACAACCGGCUUGCAGUCAGCGGUGGCAGGGGCGGCAGCGGACCUAAAGCGGGAGUGCAAAAGGGCGGCCAACAGCAACGACCGCAAGGCGGGAGAGGAGGCCGCGGCCCAGCUCCUCGCGGCCGCGGUAAUGGUGCUCCAGGCCGUCGUGGCGGCAGGGGCGGUCGGGGCCGGGGCCCUCGCGAGGGCGGGAAGCCUAAGUCCCAGGCUGAGCUCGAUGCCGAGCUGGAGGGCUAUAUGCUAAGGGACCCGGAGCACGGCAGGACCUACCUGGACAAAGAACUUGAAGAUUACAUGAAGGCCAAGGGCAAGGCUCCUGCUGCGGAGGCUGGCGCUGGAGAGGCCGAGGCUGAGGCUGCGGCAGAGUAGAGGAGCGAUUUUCGGAUACUUCUGGCGACUUGACUACUUUGGCUGUUGUGCUUGUACUUCAUCUGCAUCAUUAAGAUGUUUUAUGGGGAAACAGCCUCGUUAUGUUCCGUUGGACUUGACAUUGACCAACAAAUUGGACCUGACAUAGAGACACGGCUUGCACUAGUUGCACUCAGCCAACAUGUCUUUCCUAUAUCAUACAUGACUGAUUAGUACAGUUGUUGUUGUUUAUUUGGAGCGCUCCUUAGCCGAGGCGAGGGAAGCAGCGAGCGAUGUGGAAUGCUCGAGCGUGUUACAGGCGUGUCCAGCAUGAUAGAUGAUGCUCGUUUAGACGUCGUUGUUUCCCCGGGUGCCGUUCAGUCGCGGACACGCUGUGGUGUUUGCGGUGAGCUGUGUAUUCUCUUGUGAGGCAGCCCCGGGGAUUUACUCGCAGACAAGGUCUGAGAACAUCAUGACUUGUCGGCGCGCGCAAGUGCGAACUGCUAGAAGCUCCACGUCAAAUACCUGAGAGGGCGAGGAGAUUGCGGAGGUUGGACUUGAAGACUGCAAGGGAUAUGCUGUUUGUAACGAGAGAUUUCAACUAAUGCAUAUGAGUUGCAUAUUCGAUAGCGUGCUGGUUAUCUUUCUGUUGUGGUGGCACCUACCUCGCAUUGCUUAGCGCUGAAGAAGGUGGAUGGACCCACAGGGGGCCCGAGGGCAGGUGGCACGACAAUUCUGCGCUUGCCACCAGGCUUCAUCGUACGAAUGCCCUCCUCGAAACCUGCAUCCAUGUCGGGGGGUAGAACGAAAACCAUUAUUGCCUCAAAUCGUGUUUUAGGUAUUGAACAGCUGAACGUAAGGCACAUGUAGGUGCCAUCCUGGCAACUUGUGGCUAGCACAGGACAUCCUGGUUGGUGGCAACUGAGGUCGUGGUACGGCAUCCUACGCACCUGGGAUCAUGCCGCCCACUCCCAAGCGCGUCUGCGCAGGCCUGCCUUGCCGAAAGGAGGUGUCAAUGAUGCUCCCUGACUCGUUGUAGCCCUGAAACCAAUGGCAGUGUACGACACGUAGCCUCAAUCCCAUUAGGCCUUAAUGAAUCACGACACACACAUGG
This is a messenger RNA of Astrephomene gubernaculifera, 1731 nucleotides long. The record is from the annotation of a GenBank genome assembly. NCBI's taxonomy places the organism in Eukaryota, Viridiplantae, Chlorophyta, Chlorophyceae, Chlamydomonadales, Astrephomenaceae.